Molecule: messenger RNA, 786 nt
Organism: Suillus fuscotomentosus
Lineage: Eukaryota; Fungi; Basidiomycota; Agaricomycetes; Boletales; Suillaceae
Exons: 8
Coding region: 1-786 (261 amino acids)
Biological process (GO): D-xylose metabolic process
Cellular component (GO): cytoplasm
Molecular function (GO): NAD+ binding; UDP-glucuronate decarboxylase activity
Source: RefSeq, a predicted model, not a curated record
AUGCCAGCCCGUCUUCCUGUUUACUCACGCCACUUCUCAGUUGACGUCUUGUUCUGUCAUUUUCUCUCUGCGGUUGACACUACCAGGUCAUUUGUCUUAUUCAAAAAUUUGUCUCAGUGCGGUUCGGCCUCGCUGGAGAAGUUACUUCUCUUCCUCGAGACGGCGAGUAAUCAAGUUCAUCCUCAACCGAAAGAUUACUGGGGUCACGUUAACCCGAUAGGCCCUCAUGCCUGCUAUGAUGAGGGAAAACAUGUUGCGGAAACUCUCACAUAUGGCUUCAAUCAUCAGGAUGGUGUGGAUGUUUGGGUUGCACAUAUCUUUAACACUUACGUAAACCCUCAUGAUGCCUGUGUGGUGUCCAACUUCAUCGUCCAAGUCCUGUGCAGCAAGGAUAUGACUGUUUAUGGUGAUGGCACGCAGACUCAUUCCUUCCAUUCUGGCUGUUGUAUUGUUGAACUCGACAUCCAUGACGAGGCUGCGCUUAUGCCGCUUUACAAAGUGUUUGCAGCAGUGCACUCUGAUUUGUCAAUGGUGCAAGAGCUCUCGCUGUUUGUAGGGGACUGGGAUGAUGAGCUUAUGCUGGUCAUCGUCGUACAUUUUCCUAGGGGGAGGGCCAAGCAAGGACACCAUCAUUGGGAUGGGUUCUUGUACACCACACCUGGUAUCCAUACACAUCUUCUGCCACGUGAUAUCUUGCAUUGUCCUAUGGCUGCUCUGUAUGAUCAACCAGUUGAAUUUAACCGUAUUGCUCAUCUCACUCUCACAAAUUUCAAGACAUCAAAUUGA